This is a messenger RNA of Mytilus trossulus (common blue mussel), 1870 nucleotides long. RefSeq lists its product as uncharacterized. The transcript has 2 exons. The coding region runs from base 71 to 1774 and encodes 567 amino acids. Gene Ontology annotation, molecular function: protein binding; zinc ion binding. The record is from RefSeq and is a predicted model, not a curated record. NCBI's taxonomy places the organism in Eukaryota, Metazoa, Mollusca, Bivalvia, Mytilida, Mytilidae.
CGUUUGUUUACCUUCCUGGUUGAAAUAUUUUAUCAAUUUAAAGACAUUUGUGUAACUCCUUCAAAUUCAGAUGAUGACAAGCUCUGUACCUUCAUGUGGUGUAUGUGAAUUUCAAAAUGUCUUUAAAGCUGCAUCCAUAUGGUGUUUUGAUUGUGAUGAGGGCCUAUGUGUAGACUGCAGUAAGCAUCAUGGAAUUUCCAAAGCAACAAGAAAGCAUGUAACUAUACCGAUAUCAGAAUAUAAUGCAUUGCCUACUUACAUUACAAACAUUAAGCAGACAUGUAGUACACAUGGUGAAAAUUAUCAGAUUUACUGCAAUGAACAUGAAUGUGCGUGUUGUAGUAAAUGCAUCGUUGAAAAGCAUACAAAAUGUCAAAAUAUUUCCAAUCUUGAUGAUUUUGUAAAAAACACAAAGGCUUCAAACGCUUUUUUGGAAAUUUGUGAAACAUUAAAUGAAGUUGCUGAAAACAUAGAAAGGAUCCGUCAAGAUAAAAAUGGUAAUCUGAAAACAUUGUCGGAAAAAAGGAAACAGAUCGAAUGUGAAAUUCAACAGGUUCGAUUAAAUAUCAAUCAACAUCUCGAUAAACUGCAAGAGGACUUCAUAUCGGAAUUGCAUGAGACAGAAAUAAGAGAAAAAACAAAAAUCCAUCUGUUAAUGAAAGCUUUAGAUGAGCAUGAAAGUAAAGUUGCAGAGCACCAAGAGAACAUAGCAAACAUAAAACAACACGCAUCAGAUCUACAGACCGUCCUAUCUCUGAAGCAGCUUGAAGGUGAUGUUGAUGAAAACUGUCAGUUUAUUGAUUCACUUACUGAAAGUAAUGUUCUCAAUCGUGUGGAGAUCAAGUUUAACAUUAAUACAUCACUGACUGACAUUGCAAAUAGUGUUCUUGAGUUUGGAAAAGUAUGUAUUGACAUCUCUAAUAGCUCAGUGAACAUUGUGAAGAAAAAGCAACAACAAGCUCAGUUGAUAGUACCUAAAGUAUCAUCAAUUGUGCCCAUUGAGAAUAUACAAGUCAAGUUAGAACAGACUAUAAAAACCGAAUCACCUGACGUCAGAGGAUGUUGCAUAUUACCUAACGGUAGAACAGUGUUCACCUCUCCUGGAUUAAACAAAGUAGCUGUAUUUAAACCAGACGGUUCUGUGGAUUUUUCUUUGGGUGUAACAGAAGCAAACGGUGUAGCCUACAAUAUUGAAAAUAACACUUUAGCCAUAUCACCAUGUUGGAAUAAUCAAGCCAAACAAAUAACAAUAAUUGAUUUAAGGGGGCGAAAAGUAAAGAAAACUUUUUCACCUGGUGGACACACAUCUGGCAUAGCGGUGACAAAUAAAACAUUGUUUUAUCACAUUGAAAAUAUAGGAAUUCGUGCCUUGGAUAUGACUGAUGAAUCAACGCGUGAUGUAACUACUGAGAACAUGAAGACACCAAUCUACAUAACCGUAUCUGAACACAAACUUUAUUAUUCAAAUUAUCAUUAUCACACAGUAGUAUCCUGCGAUCUGCAAGGAGCAAAACAAUGGACGUUCAAAAAUGAAAAAGUUUUGAGGUAUCCAGCUGGAAUAUCUGUUGACAAUGAUGGUAAUGUGUAUGUUGUGGGAACUGGAUCAAGGAAUGUCGUGGUUAUCUCCUUUGAUGGACAAAAGCAUAGAGAACUCGUAACUACAAAAGAUGGUUUAGAUAACCCAUGGUCAAUUAACUUUGGAAAAGAAACUAAUCAGCUUUUAGUUGCAAAUCGUUGUGUAAAAUCUUUUCUGUUUAACGUGACAAGAAAUUAAACUACUGCAAUUUUAUCUAUAAUGCAUUUUUGAAUAAACAAUAAUUUUGGAUCUAUACAAAAACGCAUGAAUGCAUAUAUGUAAACACAUGUGUUA